Molecule: messenger RNA, 369 nt
Organism: Coffea arabica (coffee)
Lineage: Eukaryota; Viridiplantae; Streptophyta; Magnoliopsida; Gentianales; Rubiaceae
Source: RefSeq, a predicted model, not a curated record
AUGAGAUUGGAGAAUGAAGGUGAAGUGAAAUUUAGUUCGUAUGAAGUGGAAAUGUCAGAGGCAAAGCCACCAAUACCUCUGGGGUCUGGUGGAGGUGGUGGUCCAGGCAGUAAAUAUGGUCAAAAUGGCGGCGGUAAUGGUGAUGGAUGGAAUGGUGGUAGCUAUGGUCCUGGUGCAAGCAGCAGGCAAGGGAGUUGGGACAGCAGCUAUGGCUACGGCAGGGGCUGGUGCAGGGGCCCUGGCUUAAGAUAUGGCAGCAGUAGUACUGGUCAUGGCAGCGAAGGUAACAAUGGAGAAGGGCAGUAUGGAAUCACUGGUGGGGGCCUAGACAGGGACAAUCAGCAGCUCCCAUACAGCAUGAAACCAUGA